Molecule: messenger RNA, 2827 nt
Organism: Malania oleifera
Lineage: Eukaryota; Viridiplantae; Streptophyta; Magnoliopsida; Santalales; Ximeniaceae
Product: ABC transporter B family member 26, chloroplastic
Exons: 19
Coding region: 629-2335 (568 amino acids)
Biological process (GO): transmembrane transport
Cellular component (GO): membrane
Molecular function (GO): ABC-type transporter activity; ATP hydrolysis activity; ATP binding
Source: RefSeq, a predicted model, not a curated record
ACUUUUUCAUUUCUUGUUUCAAAAGUACAACUGAAAAAAACGUGUGGAUCCCGGCGAUUGCAGGAGUCGAGGCACUCGUACUCGAACAUCGUUACGGUGGCGCAGCCUCCGGGGUAGUCUCUCGCGAAACACAUGGACCAGAGAAGGCCGAUCCCGAGCUCACACCCUCAGCUUUCUCCGUAGUCUCACAUCCUCUCGUCCACUCCAUGGCUCUGUCUCUCUGCGACUUCCGACCUCGCUUCCUCUCUCCUCUUCCACCGUCGCGAAGCCUCCUCGUCAUCCGCCACCGCACUGCUCUCCGUUUCGCUACCAAUAUUAAACUCCGACGCUACCUCUCCCCUGCCUCUCCCUGCUCCGAGCGAAACAGAUUCUUUUCUGCCCUAAAUUCUGUUUCGAUUAAUGGAGCCCCGGCGCCGAGCAGUCCGGACGAGUCCCGGACCGAGUGCGGAGGAGAAAACGACGUCGAGUUCCGGGAAAGGUUGCGGAAGUGGAUUCAUUUUCUACGCUCGGUUGUGCCUGGGGGGAGCUGGUGGAGCUUCCCCCACCAUGUCGAAGUUGCGAUUACGGCGAAGCCGGUGACGGUGUUGCGGGCGCUGGGUGGGAUGUGGAACUUGGUUGCUAAAGAUCGAUGGGUCAUCUUCGCUGCCUUUUCUGCCCUAGUUCUUGCUGCGCUUUCAGAGAUCUCCAUACCCCAUUUCUUGACAGCAUCAAUCUUUUCAGCACAGAGUGGAGAAGUCUUGGUGUUGCACCGGAAUUUGCGUCUUUUAGUUGUGUUAUGUAUCACUUCAGGAAUAUGCAGGUCAAAAUCUUUGGUCUACGAGGUUGCUGUUUCGGCAUUGCGAAUAUGAUCCUUGUCAAGCGAAUGAGAGAAACAUUAUAUUCCACUCUUCUUUUUCAGGAUAUAUCCUUUUUUGACACUGUAACAGUUGGUGAUUUGACAAGUAGGCUUGGGGCAGAUUGUCAGCAAGUGUCACGUGUUAUUGGAAAUGACCUUAAUUUCAUAUUACGAAAUGUUCUUCAGGGCACUGGUGCAUUGAUCUACUUGCUGAUUUUAUCAUGGCCACUUGGAUUAUGUACAUUGGCAAUUUGUUGUACUCUAUCAACGAUUAUGCUCGUCUAUGGCCAGUACCAAAGGAAAGCUGCAAAGCUAGUUCAAGAGUUCACUGCUUCUGCCAAUGAAGUUGCGCAAGAGACAUGCUCUUUGAUGCGGACUGUGCGUGUAUAUGGAACCGAGAAACAAGAACUGGAAAGGUACAAGCUUUGGCUGGGAAAAUUGGCUGACAUUAGCUUGCGACAAAGUGCUGCAUUUGGAUUUUGGAAUCUGAGCUUCAACACUCUUUAUCACUCAACACAGGCUAUUGCUGUGCUGAUUGGAGGGAUGUCAAUUCUGGCUGGUCAUAUAACAGCUGAGCAACUUACGAAGUUUAUACUGUAUAGUGAAUGGCUGAUUUAUUCAACAUGGUGGAUAGGGGACAGUAUCUCAUCAUUGAUGCAAUCUGUUGGCGCAAGUGAGAAAGUUUUUCAAUUGAUGGAUCUAUUGCCAAGUGAGCAAUUUGUAUCAAAAGGAUUAAAGUUGGAAGGGCUGAUGGGACAUAUUGAGUUUGUGGACAUAUCUUUUCGUUAUCCUUCAAGGGAAGCAGUACCCGUACUGCAGCAUGUUAACAUUUCAGUGCAUCCAAAUGAAGUGGUUGCAAUUGUUGGACUUAGUGGUAGUGGAAAAAGCACAUUGGUGAAUCUUCUACUCCGUCUUUAUGAGCCAACAAGUGGUCAGAUAUUGAUUGAUGGCUUCCCUCUUAGAGAGUUGGACGUCAAGUGGCUUAGAGAAAAAAUUGGAUUUGUGGGACAGGAGCCCCGACUUCUGCGAACAGAUAUCAGUUCAAACAUAAAAUAUGGAUGUCCUAGAGAUGUCAAGCAGGAGGACGUGGAGUGGGCUGCUAGGCAGGCUUAUGCUCAUGAUUUCAUCUCCUCUCUACCGAACGGCUACAAAACCAUAGUUGAUGAUGAUUUGCUCAGUGGGGGGCAAAAGCAGCGAAUUGCAAUUGCCCGGGCCAUUCUUAGGGAUCCAACCAUUUUAAUCCUCGAUGAAGCCACUAGUGCCCUUGAUGCAGAGACCGAACACAACGUCAAGGGUGUUCUUCGGGCUGUCAGAAAUGACUCAAGGACAAAGAGAACUGUCAUAGUAAUUGCACACAGGCUAUCGACGAUACAAGCUGCUGACAGAAUUGUGGUAAUGGAUGAUGGUCAAAUUAUCGAGAUGGGCAACCAUAAGGAGCUUCUCCUGGAAGAUGGAUUGUAUGCACGAUUGACAAGAAGACAGGCUGAUGCCGUGGCAUGAUGUUGGAGACAGAUGUAUCAAACAUUCCAUUUUGUUUCUCAUCUGAGCUACUCCUAAAUCCUAAUUAGAUGCAUUAUGGAGGUUCGAGCAAUUCUUUUUCACUGCUAAACCCCUUAUAUUUACAACAUAUUAUACAUCGACAAAAGUUGGAAUUUUUUUUUGGGAAAAGAGAAACUCAAGAAGUACAAUUGAAGCAGUUAAGUGCAGCGAUGUCAAUUCGCGGUAGUGUGGAAGCCAUGCUGUGUAAGGAGUGGAUGGGCGUGGAAUGACUUGUACUGCAGAACAUAGUUGGAUCCAUAGCAUGCUACUGAAAUUAAAUGCAUCCAUGCUUUGCAGCUUGUGAAAAUCCCUAGGGUAGACAGAAGAAACAUAGAAGCUGGAAUUGCUGGAUUGAGUUGAGCUUGGAUGGUCAUGUCAAUAAAGACUAUUGCAUUACUUGUAUGAAGACUCAUUUAAGAAGUAUCAGUCAUAGAUUUCCCAUUUAGUUAUUUA